Fomitopsis serialis is the source of this 711-nucleotide messenger RNA. RefSeq names its product ADP-ribosylation. Gene Ontology annotation, molecular function: NAD+ poly-ADP-ribosyltransferase activity. Lineage: Eukaryota; Fungi; Basidiomycota; Agaricomycetes; Polyporales; Fomitopsidaceae. The coding region runs from base 1 to 711 and encodes 236 amino acids. The transcript is spliced from 9 exons. The record is from RefSeq and is a predicted model, not a curated record.
AUGCCUCCGCAUCCGAAGGUCAUCAUUGGCGGGAAGCUGAGCGACUUUUGCUCUAAUAAGUGCAAAGAAGACACAUUUGGCUCGGCUCCUGUCAUCUUGAACAUCAAAGAGGAUACGGCGGACUUCAAAGAUGUGUCGAAGCAAUUCAAAGACCAUUGGAAGCACCCCACUACUGUGCCCACGGUGGUCAAGAUGUGGAAGAUCUACUCCAACAAACAGCACACUGACGGCUUCUACUCGUACAAGCUCGCUGUCGAACGCAGGACUGGUAUCGCAGGAGGGAACAGCAGGCGGCGGUGGCACGGCACAAUCCGGACCUGCACUAUCGGCGACAGCGAGAACCUGGCUACUCUGUGCCAGGACGCCAACUGCUCGCUCUGCAGAAUCAUCCAAUCCUCCUUCCGUGUCGAUAAAGCCUGCGCCCGAUUCGGAGGUCGGUUCGGCAAGGGAAUAUACACCUCCGCAACGUCGUCGAAGUCGAACGACUACGUCAAAGUACUGGGAGGAUCGCCACACAAGGCGAUGCUACUCAAUGACGUCGUGUUGGGCAAGACAAAGAAGUUGACGACUAAUAACUCAGGUCUGACUGAGCCACCGCAAGGCUACGAUUCUGUCGUCGGCGAGCCUGGUGGCGUCUUGAAUUACGACGAGGCUGUUGUCUACAAGAACGAAGCCAUUCGGCCCCUGUUUCUGAUCAUCUACAAAGGCUAA